This is a messenger RNA of Acaulospora morrowiae, 142 nucleotides long. The record is from the annotation of a GenBank genome assembly. NCBI's taxonomy places the organism in Eukaryota, Fungi, Glomeromycota, Glomeromycetes, Diversisporales, Acaulosporaceae.
GUGAUUUACGAAUUUGUCCAAACAUCCACGACAGUGAUAGAUGAUAAUCUUUUCAUCAUGACGGAAGAAUACGCAGGCGCUAUCGGAAUUGACCUAGGCACAACCUACUCAUGCGUUGCGGUGUGGGAAAAUGAGCGCGUUG